Molecule: messenger RNA, 2868 nt
Organism: Scomber japonicus (chub mackerel)
Lineage: Eukaryota; Metazoa; Chordata; Actinopteri; Scombriformes; Scombridae
Gene: clstn2a
Product: calsyntenin 2a
Exons: 18
Coding region: 1-2868 (955 amino acids)
Biological process (GO): positive regulation of synaptic transmission; positive regulation of synapse assembly; homophilic cell-cell adhesion
Cellular component (GO): postsynaptic membrane; cell surface
Molecular function (GO): X11-like protein binding; calcium ion binding; amyloid-beta binding
Source: RefSeq, a predicted model, not a curated record
AUGCAGGCACUCGGGGUCCCUUUUUUGCUGUUUUCUGGGCUUUUCUGGGGCCACUCCUGCGCUCUCAGCGGAAAAGUCAACAAGCACAAGCCGUGGAUAGAGACAUCUUACCAUGGUGUGAUCACAGAGAACAUGGACACGGUGUUGCUGGACCCUCCACUUGUAGCUUUGGACAAGGAUGCCCCGGUCCCCUUUGCUGGGGAGAUUUGUGCCUUUAAGAUCUAUGGUCAGGAGGCUCCAUUCGAGGCAGUGGUAUUGAAUCGCACAUCAGGGGAAGGAGUCCUGAGAGCCAGUGGCCCUGUGGACUGUGAGAGUCAGAAAGAGUACACCUUUAUUAUCCAGGCCUACGACUGUGGAGCUGGACCCAGCGGGGCUGACUGGAAGAAAUCUCACAAGGCGGUGGUUCACAUCCAGGUGGAUGACGUCAAUGAGUUUUCCCCUGUGUUUCGGGAGCCACUGUACAAAGCAUCUGUUACAGAAGGAAAGAUCUAUGACAGCAUUUUGCAGGUGGAAGCUUGGGACCAAGACUGUUCUCCACAGUACAGCCAGAUCUGCAACUAUGAAAUAAUCACUGCAGGCACACCAUUUGCCAUAGACCGCAAUGGUAAUAUCAGAAACACAGAGCGACUGAGCUAUGACAAGCAGCAAAGCUACAAGAUUAUGGUGACGGCCUUUGACUGCGGUCAGAAGAGAGCAAGAGAGGAUGUUGCUGUGCAUAUUGAUGUCAAGCCUGUCUGCAAACCUGGAUGGCAAGGAUGGAACAAGCGGGUGGACUAUGAGCCAGGGACUGGGAGCAAGCAACUGUUUCCUAAGAUGCACUUGGAAACAUGCGGUGGUCCCUUAUCUGGUGUGAGAGCCAUGGUAGAGCUGCAGACCAAUCACAUUGGGAAAGGCUGUGACCGGGAAACUUACUCUGAGAAGUCUUUGCAAAAACUCUGUGGUGCAGCGUCAGGCAGCACUGAUCUCCUUCCUGCCCCCAGCCCUUCCACUAACUGGACUGCGUCUUUGCUGACUGACAGCGGGCGAGACAGCGACCUCAUCUACCAAUUCGAUGGACACCGGGCCGCCAAUGUCCCAGAUCACGUAGUGCCCCAAAACCUGACUGAUCAGUUCACCAUAGCAACAUGGAUGAAACAUGGACCCAGUCCAGGACUUAGAGCUGAGAAGGAAACCUUACUUUGUAGCUCUGACAAAACUGAAAUGAAUCGACACCAUUACUCUUUGUAUGUUCACAACUGCCGUCUGGUGUUCCUGCUCAGAAGAGAUUUCACUCAAGUCGACACUUUCAGACCUGCCGAGUUCCACUGGAAACUGGAGCAGAUCUGUGACAAGGAAUGGCACUAUUAUGUGAUCAACGUCGAAUUUCCUGCAGUGACACUAUUUGUGGAUGGUGUGACCUAUGAACCCUAUCUGGUGACAGAUGACUGGCCAAUCCACGCCUCAAAGAUUGAUACGCAGCUGACUGUGGGCGCCUGCUGGCAAGGUGGUGAAGUAGCAACCCCAAGGUUCACCCAGUAUUUCCAUGGCAGCCUGUCAGGUCUGACAAUCCGACCAGGCCGCAUUGAAACCCAGAAGGUUAUCUCCUGUUUGCAGGCCUGCAAAGAAGGCCUUGAUAUCAAUUCCCUUGAAAGCCUUGCUAAGGACAUCAAGUUCCAUUUUAACCCUGCACAGUCUGUGCUGGUGGUAGAAGGACAGGAUGUGGACAGCAUCAACACAGCAAUGACCAAAGUCUCUUACAUUAACUCUCGCCAGUUCCCUACGCCUGGUCUGCGACGAUUACACAUCGCCACUACUGUGCAGUGUUUCGGGGAGGACACGUGUCUCUCCAUCCCGGACAUUAAGGCAGUAGUUAUGGUCCUUCCUCCCAGUGAACCGAGAAUCACCAUUACAGGAUCUAAUCGACUCGUCAGGCCUGCCAGCGACCUGCGGGGCCCGCUGGGUGUGGCUCCGUUCAAAGAGCUUCACAUCACCAGCACAGUAAUGAAGGGAGACAGCUUCGGUGGAUCCCGCAGGCCAGGUGUGAUGGAGGUCAUGCAUAACCUGGACUACUGUGACAUCCUGGUGAUUGGGGAAGAACUGAAUCCUGACAGAGAGAGUCUGGAGAUUCAUCACAGUGCUUUGUUGGGAAAACAUCUGGAUGCUACCAACUCCACCUCUGGCAUAUCAAUAUAUGGUGUGGAUUCCAUGGCCCACUACGAGCAGGCACUGAGGCAGGUGCGCUACAGGAAUGGGCGUCCUGCCUCCCUGAAUGAAAGAAAGUUUAGACUCACGUGCUCUGAACUCAACGGGAGAUAUACCAGCAAUGAGUUCAACUUGGAGGUCAGUCUUCUUCACCACUCCGCACCAGUGGAGCAUAUCAACCAUAUGGCCGCUCAGCCCCAGUACAUGAGACCCGUCCACCACCCACUCAUGAUACACACUAUGAACUCACACAUGUCAGGGGCAGCACCUCCCGCAGCCACAGCAGUUAUUGUGGUUUGUAUCGCCGCCCUGGUGGUGAUUGUGGUGAUUGGCGUCUACAGAAUCCACACCACACAUCAGGAGGGGUCUAGAGAGGAUGAGGAUGGAGUGAAAGAUGCUGACGUGGACUGGGACAAUUCCGCACUCACCAUCACUGUCAACCCCAUGGAGAACGUAAGAGGAGAUCAGACACUCAAUGAAGAGGUAAAAGAAGAAGAACGCGAGGAGGAGGAGGAGGAGGAGGAGGAAGAAGAAGAGGAUGAAGAACAGGUGGGAGGAAUGAUAAGUACCGAGUCAGACAACAGUGAUGAAGAGGACGAGGAGGAGGAAGAGGAGGAGAGGGAAGAGGCGAAGGGGAGAAAGCAGAAGGGAAAGCUUGAGUGGGACAGUUCCUCCAUUACAUACUGA